Messenger RNA from Guyanagaster necrorhizus, 1554 nucleotides. RefSeq lists its product as uncharacterized. The coding region runs from base 1 to 1554 and encodes 517 amino acids. Lineage: Eukaryota; Fungi; Basidiomycota; Agaricomycetes; Agaricales; Physalacriaceae. The record is from RefSeq and is a predicted model, not a curated record. The transcript is spliced from 17 exons. Gene Ontology annotation, molecular function: N,N-dimethylaniline monooxygenase activity; flavin adenine dinucleotide binding; NADP binding.
AUGUCUCUGAAGGUCAUUAUCAUCGGAUUUCCUUUCGACCCUAUCGUACUUGAGCAAGAAGAUGACAUUGGUGGCACAUUUCGGUACCGAUCUUACGAACAAUUGAUAUGCUUCUCCGAUUAUCGUCUGCCAAUGUCCCACCCGGAUCAUAUGAGUUUAGAGAAUUAUCUAGACUAUCUCAGAGCAUAUGCACAGCAUUUUCAACUUAGCGAAAGAAUCAAACUCAACUGCAAGGUCAUCGAUGUCAACCGCGAUCGCAUCAGUGGCGAACAUGAUACGAAGCUUAAAACCGCACGAUAUCUAGCUAUCUGUUCGGGAAAACCGGUGUUCCACUCCCACGAAUACAAGACUAGAUCCCAACUUGCGGAUAAGCGUGUGAUGAUCCUUGGAACUGGCGACCGGUAUGACCUCGCAUAUGAAGCAGCUAAGGCUAGAGCCAAGGAAGUAGUACUGUGUACGCGAGGAGGAUUUUUGUCCAUUCCUCACGCGUUGAACAAUUUUGAAAUUUUUGGGAUGAAAUUCGAUGCCGAAAAGAAAGUAGCCGUAGAUAGCCUCAUUACUACCCUUUCUGAAACUGCUUAUGUUCACCCCUGGAUAGCCAGCUCACAUAUUCGAUGGUUCAUAUCUGACUUUGUCAUCGAAUAUGUCUUGUGGUUCCUCACGGGUACUCAGGCUGGCCGUAAUCAGUGGGUGGGGCAAUUAGAACCGGAGAGGCUUGGACGUGCCUAUGUGUUUCUAAACAAGUCGCACAAAGCUAUGCCGUAUCUGAAUCGACCGUACCGGGACCGACUCGCAUUCCUCGAUCAUAUUGCUCGAUAUAUCGAUCCACCCGAGAACUCACCUCCGCAGACUGACUACGUUGUCGACUUGGCGCCAUUUCCUCUCAUUUCCUUCCUGACGGUCGAGCCGUCUUCCCUCACCUUCCGAAACGACGUUCGCUUAGAGGUGGUAAUAUAUACAACAGGUUAUACGCAAGAGUUUGCUUUCCUUGAUAAGGAUAGUGGAUACGCCACGCCUGAAGGAGCAAAUAUUCGAAAUAUUGCUCGUGAAGGAGAUGAAAGCGUUGGUUUCAUCAGGUUUGUCAGACCCGGUGUCGGAGCAAUACCGCCCAUUGCGGAAAUGCAGACCUUCUGGAUAUCACUUAUCAAAGGACAGGUACGAAGGCCUCUUCCCCCGCCGCAUUACCACCUGCUUGUUGAAGACACCGCGCGGAUCAAAUAUGGUGUCGAUCAUUCAACGUAUAUGAGUACUCCUGCGAAAGACAUCGGCGCGGCUCCAGGUCUUUGGCAACUCUGGCGAUUAUACGGGACACAUGUUCUGGUAUGCUAUUGCUUCGGUGCGGCGUUCACCUCAUUCUAUCGUUUGGUAGAUACGAUAAUGCGGCGCGGUAUUGUCGGAAACAUGAUUAUGAGGGUUAUACCUAUGGCAUUCUACUUGACACUCAAUGCCCUUGCUUUCGAGGCAGGGCUGGCGUAUUGUCUUUGUGGGGACGCAUCGAAUAAAUAUAUAAUACUUCCUUUUCACUUUAUAAGUGGCAUGACAAAACUCUGUUAA